GUCAUUGCAAAGAAUAUGCCUAUACUGGACUUCAAGAUGGAUCCAUAGUCAUACUCGGUAGUUUUAGGAGAUAUUUGUGUUCAUGGUCCAUGGUCUUUUUCUAUCAGACAUGAGAAGAGAGAAUACUUCAGCAAGGCUUAUAUAUUCAUUUCAAUGUUUCCUUACAAUAAAAAUAUCAUCUCUAUGAAGACUCUGCAGUGAGAGAUCCUGGAACGGCCCCAGUCUAGCAUGUGUACACAGUUUCAGAGGGCGUCAAUAAUAGCGAGGCAUGUUCCUGUCAGAAUAUAUUGCUUGUUUACAAGUACAGCUGCUUUUGAAUUGAAUUAGUAUUGAUCUGUUACACGUUGGGGAUAAUCGUCUCUGGAAACUGUGAGCUCGUGCUGGAAAUGUCAAUCACGGAUAUGAUAACGGUGAACUUGUAGGUGUUUUCAUGUGAAGAAUGCAUGUAAUGUAAGGUGAUAUCGGAUUGUGAAAGUAUGUUGUUCGAGUAUGAAGAUGAUCUCCCACAGCCUCAAGAAGCUGUAGAGUCUAAGACCCACACAUUUAAGACUAGGAUAUUCAGGAAUCCCCAUAGCUGUGGUUUUUGUAAGGAGAUCAUAUGGAAUGAGGGUAGAAUAUGCAGAGUAUGUAGAUUUGCUUGCCACAAACGGUGUGAAUACAAGGUAAGUGCUACCAAUUUCCAUUCUGCCAGUUUCUUCUCCACUUAACUGAUGGCCAAAAAUGAUAUAUUAUUUGAAUUGAGCCAAGAGAGUCUAUAUGGAUAAAUACACAUUUUGAUGGGGAAAUUAAUUUCACAUUUGGCAUGAUUAGUGUGAGAGGUCAGAGCAAUGAAAUCGUGUUUCGGAGCCAGAACAGCAUUAAGUCAUAUGAUUUUGGACCAAGAUAAUGUCCUUCUUGCGCCAAGCAAAUGGAAUGAAUUAGACAUUCCAUUUAUUUCUCAUGGGAGACAUUCACUACAUUAGGAGUAAUCUGGCAACAACAUAUGGGUUAGGGGAAAAAGAAGGAAAUGUAAAAUUUAGAAAUACAGAGCGAGGUUUGAGAAAAAAAGUCAUGGGAUGUUUUAGAAAAUUGUGAGAGACACCCCCAAAAGGAGAAUAGCUAUACUGAGAAAUAACAAUUUUCAGUUGAUGCUGAGCCUGCAGAGUACAAACUUGUUGAUUUAUAGGUAACAAUACCACAUAAAUCGUUUAUUGAGCGCCAUUAUCAUUUCCUUGAAUAUAAGCCAUUCUUCCUCCCACUUGAUUUCCAUCUUCAAACAAUGUCACAAUUUCCUUCCAACAAGCGUGACCGCAAUCAUUUUAGCCUACACGAAGCAGAAACGGACAUUAGGGUUGACCGUAUAAUCCAUUCAUGUAUCAUCUUGGAAUAUUUAACAAAUAAAGUCGUAAUAUCCUGAAAUAUUCAACAAAUAAAAUCGUAAUUAAGGAUCAUAAAUUUGCAAUAUCCUGUUUCGAGUUUGGCAGUCGUGGAGUGAAAUAUUAUUGGAGAUAUUCAUUCAACCAGGUCAGGCAUGUUAUUAGCCAAUUUGAAGGGCAACUUGAGUCGGCAAUCAAUCUGUUCAUGCAAGAAAUCAUCAGGCUUCAGAAAAAACGUGCAAACUAUAAAAGGAAUGUGAAUGAGAAUGCAAAGUUAUCUUUUGUUUUGCAUUAUAGGUUAUUGAAUCAUAAUGCUGUUGGCUGGUAAAAGGGCAUUGCUGUG
Molecule: messenger RNA, 1698 nt
Organism: Lytechinus variegatus (green sea urchin)
Lineage: Eukaryota; Metazoa; Echinodermata; Echinoidea; Temnopleuroida; Toxopneustidae
Product: protein BZZ1-like
Exons: 3
Coding region: 477-707 (76 amino acids)
Source: RefSeq, a predicted model, not a curated record